AUGCAGGCAUGCUGCAUACACGCUCACAGCAAGACCUUCGUUCACCAGGUGGCCACGAAGGUUUACCUAGCUCCUGACACGCCGAUCUCACAGUGCUUGCCUUACAGCAUCAAGCAUCAGCACCUCUUCUCCGGCAACGUUCCUCAGCCGGCAGAUUGGCUGCGAGCGUGGCGGGCGUGCCGGACAGCAUCUUCUUUCAAAGGUGCCGUGAAAUUCUAUUCCACGGAAGACUUCGCUGCUGGCAGGAACACGAAGCUUGACAGUGUGAGUCUCAAGAACAUGAUUCUUGUUAUGCACUGGGCUGUCAAGAGUGUUCGCAAGCAGCGUCUCGAACAAGCCACCAGCAUCAGCUUGUCCGUGGACGACCGCAAGGAGUAUCGUUUGGUGAGGUACCGUUGCGAUGUUCCACCGCGCACUGCCAAGCAGUCAGCGGCUCCAGGCUCCCAAGGUCCCCAAGGCUCCCAAGGCUCCCAAGGCUCGGAGGAUGGCCCGCUUGUCGCCGAUGGCUUGCUUGGGGUCUACAAGACAGGUGCCAGUGUUCCUGAAAACACAUUGGAGGAGCACGAUGCGGACAAGAGUCAGGUGAUGGCAGACAGCAUAGGCAUAGUCAUUGACAGGGCCUGUCAGGAUCCGGAAGGCAAAACUGACGAGGAGUCCUGCAGCCGCUUGAAGCUGCACGUGCGGCACUUUGCAGCCGAUCAGUGCACAUCUGCCCGGAAGUGUGGAAGGUUGUUGGUCACUGGCGGCCAGUAUCCUAACCUGGUCUGGGUAAGCCAUGAUCCUGCGCACCAGGUUCGUAUUGCCUACCAGGACCCUCUUCACGCCAUGCCCGAGUUCCAAGACCAGUGGGAGCGUUUGUUUGCUCCCGGCAAGGGCAAGCAUGCGCUUAUCCCGGACAUCCAGAACUCAGAAGUCUGGAAGGCCAGGCUCAUGGCGGCCCAGCAAGAGGUUCUCAUGCUCCAUGGCUCCCAGGCUGGUGUGGAGAAGGUGAUCCGAGCGUUGUCGUUCUCCCAACCUCGGUUUGACUCGUCGGCCACACCAAUGCUGAAGUACUUCUGCAUGAUUCGUGCGAUGGCGGUCUUAUGUGCUAUGCAGGCUGCUGACGAGAGAAACACGGUCGAGAUUCGCUCCCGAGCAGAGCGCGCCUUGCAAAACAUGAAUGCAGCAGCCCUCAUGCGCUGUGGACUCACUUGCGACUACACAUCUGAGUGCCUGCGUUUCUUGCGCAGGAACUUUGACAUUGAGGAUCCAGAUGUAUCCUGCACCCCCAGAGUGCUGGAAGAGUUCACCAAGCGCCAGCGGUUCUUAUUUGUGGAUGGAUACAGCCUCUCCGACAGCUCGCAGGUUCCCAGUUCCGUGGACGGCUCCGAGGCUCCAGGCUCCCAGGCUCCCAGGAGGUGUGCAACCCAGUUAGUUUACGAGGAGAUCCAGACACCAGAGCCGAUCUUCUAUGGCAACAUAGUCCACUACCUGUGCACGAAGGCCGGCAUUUCUGAUGUAAGGCAGAUCAUGGGAACUAUGGCGCACGUGGUCGAGGCGAUGCUGGAGCGUUUGCGAGUAGAUCUGACGGAGGAUGAGAUCGCCGUGGCUCUGCAGGUAUUCAACCUUCGGCUGUGGCAGGUCCUGCAGUCGACAGAGAUCCAGAAUGGAGAGGCUUCGGUGCCGCCAGCUCUGGCGAUGAUCCCCGCAGAGGUGUGGCUCCUGCUUAUUGACUUAUUUAGAUGUGUGGGUAUUCGUCGCGACAUCCAGGCCAUGCUGGAUCCACGUCUGGGUGUCCCUGAAAAGGCCGACCCGCGACUUGUGCAGUAUAUUAAAUUUUAA
Messenger RNA from Symbiodinium sp. CCMP2592, 1821 nucleotides. Lineage: Eukaryota; Dinophyceae; Suessiales; Symbiodiniaceae. The record is from the annotation of a GenBank genome assembly.